Clarias gariepinus (North African catfish) is the source of this 2441-nucleotide messenger RNA. RefSeq names its product nectin cell adhesion molecule 1a (gene nectin1a). The record is from RefSeq and is a predicted model, not a curated record. Lineage: Eukaryota; Metazoa; Chordata; Actinopteri; Siluriformes; Clariidae. Bases 516 to 2093 code for a protein of 525 amino acids. Gene Ontology annotation, cellular component: adherens junction. The transcript has 10 exons. Gene Ontology annotation, biological process: heterophilic cell-cell adhesion; homophilic cell-cell adhesion; protein localization to cell junction.
CGAUCCAUUCUCAUUAAAGUCAUUUAAACAAAGUGACUAACGAUUUAAGGGAGCUUGUCGGACUGUAGAUUUAUGCACACGGGCUCAGCAAGUAUCCUUUGUGUAACAGUAAGUGUUAAAGACGUCUGUUUGCAAAACAAUGAGAGGAAGAACAGGAGAACGAGCAGAACAGCUAAAAACAGCACCAGGAAAACAAUCAGCAAAUACCAUCAGAGGUGUCUAGGUCUUAGCUAGUACUGUUAUUGUGACCUGUAGCUCAUUAAUCUCAGUGUCCUGUGCUUGAAGCUGCCCACGCACAGCUGAACAGACAGACAGACACACACACACACACACACCGAGAGAGAGAGAGAGAGAGAGAAAGCUUUUCCAUCCAGCUGUUUUAGAGAGCAGCGCUGACUGAACCCGAAGAGCACGCGCGCUUUUCAUUUUCCGAUCGCGCGAUUGAUUCACUCGAUCCCCGAUAAAUGGGACUCUGGACUAUUUCUCACCUCAUAACCUGCUCAUAAAGACAGAUUAUGUUUACUCUGGCUUUCCAGUUUCUUCUGAUCGCCGUCCUUGCAAUAGCAGGCUCCAGUGGUCAAACUGUUCACACGGACAGUGACCGGUCAGGCUAUGUGGGCACUCAGGUGGAGCUGCGUUGCCAUUUUGCCAACAGUAAACCACCAGUCAAGAUCUCCCAGGUAACCUGGCAGAAGUCUGUCAAUGGCACCAAACAGAACGUGGCCAUCGCCAAUCCAGCUCUGGGCGUGUCAGUGCUACCAGCUUUUAAAGACCGCGUGAGGUUCAAGAACCCAGCAGUUCGGCAGAGAACUCCAUCACUGGAGGACACGACUAUCAUCUUUAGUAACCUGAAACUGUCUGAUGAGGCUACGUACAUCUGCGAAUAUACCACGUUCCCUGCGGGUAACCGGGAGAGUAUGGUCAAUCUUACUGUUUACGCUCGACCAAUGGUGCAGAUGAGUCUGUCCACUCCCACCAUAGUGGCAGGAUCAAAAGAUACGAAAAUGACCGUAGCAACGUGUGUCUCAGCCAACGGGAAGCCUCCUGCUGUCAUCUCAUGGGACACUGAGUUAGACGGUGAAGCAAACACUGAGGAGAUCAGGAACAGUGAUGGGACGAUAACAGUGCGCAGUGACUACAUCAUGAUACCCAGGCGAGAAGCACAUGAGCAGCGGCUUACCUGCAUCUCCACCUACAAUAACGAUCAGCAAACAGAAACCAUUCUUCUCAAUGUGCAGUAUGAGCCAGAGGUGAGCAUUGAGGGGUUUGAUGGAAACUGGUAUAUAAAUCGAGAGAAUGUCCAGCUGACUUGCGUGGCUGAUGCUAAUCCAACUGUUUCUUCAUAUCAGUGGAGAUAUCUGAAUGGCUCCAUGCCAAACACAGCCAUGCAACGUGAGGAGACACUAAUCUUUAAGGGUCCUGUAACCUAUGACAUGGCAGGCACAUACAUGUGUGAUGCAACGAACAGUAUUGGUACAGGUUCGGCAUCAGUUGAGGUGAUUAUAACAGAGUCCCCUAGUUCCACACACACCGAGCAACAGCGAGCAGGAGCUGCUAUCGGUGGAGCGGUUGUGUGUGGUACAGUGCUACUGGCAGCCAUUAUAUUGCUGGUGGUGUUCUUUCAUCGACAGAGGCGCACGUUUAAAGAAACCCCACAGCCACUGAGUGCAGCUGAGAGGGUGAUGGGUGUCCUCGGAUGGGUGAUUGCCCUCAGCAUUAUCCUCAGUAUAGCCGCCGUCGUGUUUGUGGUCAACAGACAGCAGAGGAAGAAACAAAGUGAAUCCGACAGUGACUCGGCCGGCUCUUCUCCUACCCAUAAAAAGCCUUCCUCUUUUGAAAAGAAACCAGCGGGUGACUUCCAGAACCAGAGCCAGAUAUACGACGAGGUUCCAAACCCAACAGAUUAUGUCAGUUAUCGUCUGGCAUGUAAUAAGGACGGAUGCCCAGAACAACACUCUCCACCCAUCCAGCCACCACUCACAUUUCUACCUCAGGACCCAUGCACCCAGAGCAACACAUUUAUGUACCCUAAACCACCUGGGCCUAACACUUCAUAUACCUUCCCUAAAGAACAGUUGGAUGUUGAGCUGUGAAAUGCUGCUAUCACCAUGAGGCUUGCCAUUUGUACUUAGCUGUUCAUUAUCAUGUUCAUAAAUGUUAAUUAAUGCUUCUUUUGAAGCAUUGAAACUGAAGAUAAAUUAUGGCAAAGAUGGUCAUUUGUAUCUACUGUUUCAGACAUUGUUGCUGUGUCUAAAAUACCAUCAUUUUCAAUUUGCAAAUAAAAACUUUUAAUUGGCUUAGAGUUUUCUGGGGUAAAAUGUGUUAGUAUGUAUUUUUACUUAGUAAGAGUGAUUAAAAUUCAGUGUUGCGAAGUACAGAACAGUUUGACAGCAGAACGUGAUAACACUUUUCCAGACUUUUACUGAUUUUGGUAAAUUAUU